AUGACUUCAGAAGAGCAAGAAGUGGCUCAAAUUCAAAAUCAAGUUUCUUCUGGGGUAAAAGCUUUAGCUGGAUCAAGUGUAGCUUUAGCAAUGCUCAAUCCAAACCCUUCAGCACUAUGAACAAUGCUGAAUACUAUUCAAUUUAUUUCCUACAUACCUUAUGCAAGCUUACCUAUUACAGACAAAAUUUCUGCGUUUUUAAAGUCAAUGAGCGAUUUCAAUUUAGUUCCAAAUUUAUUUUUAUUAUUUAUAGAAGAAGAUAAAGGUAAUAUUCCUUAUUAUCAGGCGAGAAAAUAUGGAUACGAUAGCUCAUUGAUACUUGUAAAUGUUGGAAAUGAUAUAACUGUUUUAUGUAGUUUUAUAUUUGUGCUCCCUAUUGUUUAUUCCUUUUCUAAAUGCUCUCAUAGAUUCGUUGGAAAGAAAUUAAAAAACACACUCAGGGAGUAUAAAUUUGGAACUUUUUUACGGUUUUGGAUUGUAUGCUAUCUUGAAAUUGGUUUUGCAUCUAUAAUUGGAAUUUUGAGUACAGAAUAUAGUGAAGCAUUAGAAAAUCCACUUAGACUCACUAACUAUGCUCUUUGCUGAUUAUUCAUUGUAAUGAUAAUUUAG
This is a messenger RNA of Blepharisma stoltei, 609 nucleotides long. The record is from the annotation of a GenBank genome assembly. NCBI's taxonomy places the organism in Eukaryota, Ciliophora, Heterotrichea, Heterotrichida, Blepharismidae.